GCAAACAAAUAACAAUAUAAAAUAGCAGCUCUUUAUUAGUGUUUUUGGUGUUGUUUUCAUGUCAGUGAUUUGUCUGAUCUGUAGUUUUUAUUCUUUCUCGUCCCAGCAUGCACCACAAUGACUUCCUGUGAGCUGUGCCUCGCCAAUGUCUCGUGUUUGUGGUGCCAGACGAACAGCAGCUGCACAGAUUAUCCGGUGUCGUAUGUGAUUCCUCCGGCGUCGGUGUGUGAGCUCUCUCAGGCUCGCUGGGGUGUUUGCUGGGUGAACUUCGAGGCUCUGAUCAUCGCGAUGGCCGUGGUGUGUGGGACUCUGCUGCUGGCCGUCACCGUCUGCUGCUGCUGCUGCUGCUGCUGUAAACGCAGACGCUCGUCCAGUUUUGACAGUGAUGAUGAGCAGUUUGCGCGGAGAAGAGAGGAGAUCAGACAGCGAGCAGAUGAACGGAGGGCGGAGAGGAAGGUGAAACAUGAUGAAAUCCGCAAGAAGUACGGAAUGAGGUGAAAUGUAAAUGCACUCGGCGCCUGCGAUCGCGAGAGAGAAACCCAGAGCCGCGGCGGAGGCCAGGAGGACGAACCCUCGCAGCUGCUGCGCAAAAACCCACGGAAAACCCCACGACCUUGAGACAAGCUGAAGGAGAAGAUGUUUGGGUUCGUGCCACAGAAGAGCAGUGAAAAUGACCUGAAGAGAGAAUUCGUCUUCCAACACACUGCUGCAUUUAUUUGGGAGUAAUUUAAAACUACUUGGAAAAAAAUUAAAUAUUUAAUAUUUAAUUGACUUUGGCCAAUUGGCUGCUAACUUUCUUUUUUGUUUAGACUCCCAUUGUUUAUUAUUUUAUUUAAUUUUUUUAUUAUUUUAUUUUAUUAUU
Cyprinus carpio (common carp) is the source of this 862-nucleotide messenger RNA. RefSeq names its product pituitary tumor-transforming gene 1 protein-interacting protein-like. NCBI's taxonomy places the organism in Eukaryota, Metazoa, Chordata, Actinopteri, Cypriniformes, Cyprinidae. Gene Ontology annotation, biological process: protein import into nucleus. The record is from RefSeq and is a predicted model, not a curated record. Gene Ontology annotation, cellular component: cytoplasm; nucleus. The transcript has 6 exons. The coding region runs from base 118 to 498 and encodes 126 amino acids.